Molecule: messenger RNA, 1322 nt
Organism: Lolium rigidum
Lineage: Eukaryota; Viridiplantae; Streptophyta; Magnoliopsida; Poales; Poaceae
Product: U3 small nucleolar ribonucleoprotein protein IMP4-like
Exons: 8
Coding region: 95-976 (293 amino acids)
Biological process (GO): rRNA processing
Cellular component (GO): small-subunit processome; nucleolus; Mpp10 complex
Molecular function (GO): rRNA primary transcript binding; snoRNA binding
Source: RefSeq, a predicted model, not a curated record
CUCCGAAGCCGCUAUCUAGGGUUUAUCGCAAUCCACCCGCGGAUCAAGCGCCUAGCUAGGGUUCUGCGUGCUCCGGUCGAGAGACGGCGGCGAGAUGCUGCGGCGGAACACGCGGCUGCGCAAGGAGUACCUCUACCGGAAGAGCCUCGAGGGGAAGGAGCGGCAGCACUACGAGAAGAAGCGCCUAGUCCGGCAGGCGCUCGAUGAGGGCAAGCCCAUCCCCACCGAGCUCCGCAACGAGGAGCUCGCCCUCCGCCGCGAGAUCGACCUCGAUGACCAGGACCGGGCAGUUCCGAGCAGCAUCAUAGAUGACGAGUACGCCGGUUCCACGCUCCGCGAGCCCAAGAUCCUCUUGACCACGUCGCGCAACCCGAGCGCGCCCCUUACUCAAUUUGUAAAGGAGCUGAAAGUCGUGUUUCCGAACUCGCAGAGGAUGAACCGUGGUGGUCAGGUGAUAUCAGAAAUCGUUGAGUCCUGCCGAUCACACGAGAUCACUGAUCUUAUUUUGGUGCAUGAACAUCGUGGUCAGCCCGAUGGUUUGAUUGUCUGCCAUCUCCCGUUAGGUCCAACUGCAUAUUUUGGGUUACUCAACGUGGUAACACGGCAUGAUAUCAAAGAUAGGAAGGCGAUGGGCAAAAUGUCGGAAGCUUACCCUCAUUUGAUACUGGACAACUUCACAACCAAGCCUGGUGAAAGGACGGCUAACAUAUUGAAGCAUCUCUUUCCUGUGCCAAAGCCAGACUCAAAGCGUCUAAUCACUUUUGCCAAUAGGGACGACUACAUCUCUUUCAGGCAUCAUAUCUUUGAGAAACAAGGUGGCCCCAAAUCCAUCGACCUGAAGGAGGUUGGCCCCCGCUUCGAGUUGCGACUCUACCAGAUCAAACGAGGAACUGUGGACCAAAGUGAAGCACAAAAUGAGUUUGUGCUACGGCCAUACAUCAAUACUGCUAAGAAGCAGAAAACUCUUGGGGUCUGAAUUGAUUUUGGCAUGCACAGCAAUUUUGAGUUAUGUUUUGCAUAUGCCCACCGUGCUUUUGAUGCAAUCACAAAAUCUUCCUUUUAAGAGGGUGCUGAGUUGUGGUGUUACUCCGAGAGAAUGUAGAGCAUUUGCCCUUUUGGUAUUUUAUGGUCCAGCAGAACAGGUUGUAUUCUUUGAUUUUCUCUAUGGAAUGCGUAGUAGGCUGCCCCAGUAUUCCAGCGUUUCAACGAUAGGGCAUCUUGUAUCUAUGUGAACUUUAGUUAUAAAAAAUGUACGUUCGCUGGAACUUGUACAAAAAGUUGGUUCGUUGUUUCGACUGCUUCAAAUAUUUGCCCUUUAUCUA